UUGACAGUUUGUGUCAAAACAUUUUUGAUCUUGAGCUGCCCAUAGGAAUUAAGAAUAUAAUUUUGCCUCUUGAUUUUAUACUGCAACAAUGGCAGCAAAGCAAGCAAUACAAGUCGGCACAAAAAAUGUGAGGCCAGUGCUUUCUAUCGACCGUGGGGAAGCUAAAGCGAGAGUUUUAAACUUGUACAAGGCAUGGUAUCGUCAAAUUCCUUACGUAGUGAAAGAAUAUGAUAUGCCAAAAUCUGAAGAUCAAUGCCGUGCUAAGCUAAAAGAGUUGUUUUUGAAAAACAAAGAUGUCACUGAUGUCAGAGUCAUUGACAUGCUAGUCAUCAAGGGUCAAAUGGAACUUAAAGAAACAGUGAACAUGUGGAAACAAAAAGGGCACAUUAUGGCCUAUUUUAAACCAACAGAGGAACCAAAACCUAAAGAUUUCCUUUCCAAGUUCUUUUCCAGUAAUGAAUAAACGCAAAUCAAUAUUUAAAAUAAAUAGUUUAAUCUGUACCAUGAUAUAGUAAUAAACCAAAUGUUUCAUGUUAA
Molecule: messenger RNA, 537 nt
Organism: Papilio machaon (common yellow swallowtail)
Lineage: Eukaryota; Metazoa; Arthropoda; Insecta; Lepidoptera; Papilionidae
Product: NADH dehydrogenase [ubiquinone] 1 alpha subcomplex subunit 6
Exons: 3
Coding region: 89-463 (124 amino acids)
Biological process (GO): response to oxidative stress
Source: RefSeq, a predicted model, not a curated record